Messenger RNA from Calidris pugnax (ruff), 2959 nucleotides. It is a transcript of the gene HAGH, whose product is annotated as hydroxyacylglutathione hydrolase. Gene Ontology annotation, biological process: glutathione metabolic process. Bases 156 to 1019 code for a protein of 287 amino acids. Gene Ontology annotation, cellular component: mitochondrion. Gene Ontology annotation, molecular function: hydroxyacylglutathione hydrolase activity. Lineage: Eukaryota; Metazoa; Chordata; Aves; Charadriiformes; Scolopacidae. The record is from RefSeq and is a predicted model, not a curated record. The transcript is spliced from 9 exons.
AGUGGGGCAGACUGAUUACGAGCCUGGUGACCCCUCCCUUUGGCACUGAUGGAGGUGACCAAGCACCUUAGGGAGCCUUAGGGAGAGAGUCUGUGGUGCAAAAUGAAACAGCAACUGAGCCAGCACAGCUCGGACCAACAGAGUCACCUUCAGUGAUGUGUCCAGCGCAGCUGCGAGGUGUCUUCCUGCACACAGAACACGAGCAGAGGAAGUCGAAGACCAUCACACAAGCCAACAUGAAGGUGGAAUUACUCCCAGCCCUCACAGACAACUACAUGUACCUCCUCAUCGAUGAGGAAACGAAGGAGGCUGCAAUAGUUGAUCCGGUGAACCCCCAGAAGGUUUUGGAUGCAGUCAAAAAGCACGGCGUGAAGUUGACCACUGUUCUGACCACCCAUCAUCACUGGGACCAUGCUGGAGGAAAUGAGAAGCUGGUAAAGAUGGAGACGGGGUUGCGUGUGUAUGGGGGAGACAGCAGAGUCGGAGCACUGACACAGAAAGUGUCUCACCUUACUUCACUCAAGGUGGGAUCUCUUAAUGUGAAAUGCCUCUGUACGCCGUGUCACACUUCUGGACACAUCUGUUAUUAUGUGACUAAGCCAAAUAGCUCCGAGCCACCUGCUGUUUUUACAGGUGACACGCUGUUUGUGGCUGGUUGUGGCAAAUUCUUCGAGGGAACCCCGGAGGAAAUGUACAGAGCGCUGAUUGAGAUUUUGGGCACCUUGGACCCCCAAACGAAAGUUUACUGUGGUCAUGAAUACACGAUCAACAAUCUCAAGUUUGCUCGACACGUUGAACCCAAUAAUGUCCAUAUCCAGGAAAAGCUUGCUUGGGCCAAGGCAAAGUAUGACAGUGGUGAGCCCACCAUACCCUCCACCAUUGCAGAAGAGUUUACGUACAACCCCUUCAUGCGAGUGAGGGAGAAGACGGUUCAGCAGCACGCUGGGGAGACCGACCCCAUCCGAACCAUGGGGGCCAUCAGGAAAGAGAAGGACAACUUCCGAGUCCCCAAGGACUGAGCACUCUGCCUGGAUCACUUUAAUGUCAGUUUAAGUGUAAUUUAGACUAUUCAGAUAUUUUAGAGUUGAGUUCUUCUGUUGUGGUUGAGAAAGUCAUAUUUAGGUUUUUAUUUUUGUUUUAAUUAAGAAAAAAAAAGCACUUUGCCCUUGCUGAGAUCUUCUACAGCAUAUUUAUAUUAUGAUGAAGAAUAUUUAUCCUUCUGUUGCUGGCUCUCAAACUGUCCCAUGUGUCACAUGCAGAUCAUUUUACAAGUGUUGGUACGUGGCUCGAAGUCUGGGGUGGGGAAGGGUCAAACCUUGAGGUCUAGGAAAAAGCUCCUGAUAUUUUUGUAGGAGCCAGAUGCGAAUGCAGAGAGUGGGGCUGGGGCCCAAGAAGUCUUCAUUUAAAACAGAGACAAAAAAUGCAGAAGCUACAUUACCAGCUGAAAAUUUGAACUUUGCUUCCAUGCUGCUGCUUAAACAGUCUGUUGCUUCUGGCUCCACUAAAACCAGAUCUCAGUGACAGACCUGCUCUGCCACCACCAGUUCAGGGCUUAGUUUGUGAAAUAGGCAGGGUACUGGGGAGUGGCACACGCAGACUGUCCAGCUUUCCUCUUCUCUCUCACUUUCCUUGUCGUGGACUGCAGUAACUUUUCCAGGCAGUGUCUCUGGCUUCCAGACUGCACCCUUGCUUAACCCUUUCGCUCUUAACGUCAGCCUGUUUGCACGUAGCUGCUUACUGCUCUUAAGUGUGAGCUGGAUGUUACUUGUGUUAGUACCACGCAAACGAAGAAGGGAUUUGUCUGCUGGUCCAAAACCCUGAGAAGAAACCCCUUACUAGUGUCUCACUGUGUGUCUAACAGCUGAGCAGUGAUGAGACUCCUCCAACAGAUGCUUUGCUGCUGAUAGCCAGAGUGGCUGCUUUGUACCUUGGUGUGAGUAACGUGGCAAAUGGGCAUUUCUUAGCUGGGUGCUGUGCCCCAGGGAGAGAGCGACUCACUGGAGGUCCCUGCCCUGAGCCUGAGGGUCUCCAGCUGAGGGGCCUGGCUCACAGCAGAUGCUCUGUGCUGCUGGGGUUGAUCUCCCACCCUGUGGGCUCUGCCUGGGCCAGCCUCUGCUAGAAAGGCCACAGUGGUGAUAUCAGUGCUGAGGGUGUCCACAUAUUCCCAGAUUAAACAGGGCUCAGAUCUUGCACCCCCUGAGAAACCACAUUAGCGUGGAACGUUUCUUGUUCUUGGUUGGUCCAUGGGGCUUAAAAGCCAUCCCUGUUGUCGGAGUUGUGCUGUGAGACCCCACUCUGCAGCCAGGGAGGGAGCUUCCCCUUGGGUUGUCUUUCUCACGGGGAAUAGUGUAUUGAAGUGGACCAACAGGAUAAACUUUGGGGGAAGAUAAAUCCAGAUUUUUCAGUGAGGGGCUCACCCCCUUCCUGCACCUCCCAUCCUCCAGCUCAGUGGCUUUAAACAAGAGAGAUGGGAGUGAAGGGUGGUAGGACCCAGCCUUGCAGGCUCAGCAUCUGCGUUUUUUCUUCCUCCUAAUCUUAUUUUCUUCCUUGUUUCUUGGUCUCGGCUGCGUGCUGCAGCUCUGCUCAAGUACAGGACAUUUCCAAACAAAACUAACAAAAGAUUAAAAUUAUUUUGGUUCCAGUUUCUCCCCCUCUCUCCAGUGAGCCUUGGUAAGUAAUGCCACCGUGGAGUCCGUAACCGCCCGGGUGUCACCAGAGUAACUUUGGUCUGCUGUUCUAACGAACAGGCUGAAUGGCAGUGUGUGAGCCGGAUUUGGUGCAACACCAUUUCUUUAUUUGCUUUAAAAAAAAGGUAAAUUUUUAUGUAGUUCAGAAAAAAAAUUGGUACCUAAAACUUUACUGCCUCCUUAACAUGAACGCUGUGCUGCUACAACGGAGCGUGACUGUACUGAUGGCUGUUUGACAAAUGAGCAAAUAAAUCAUAACAGCUGUAAAUUGA